This is a messenger RNA of Eublepharis macularius, 1888 nucleotides long. It is a transcript of the gene RNF5, whose product is annotated as ring finger protein 5. Bases 86 to 613 code for a protein of 175 amino acids. The transcript has 6 exons. Gene Ontology annotation, cellular component: endoplasmic reticulum. The record is from RefSeq and is a predicted model, not a curated record. Lineage: Eukaryota; Metazoa; Chordata; Lepidosauria; Squamata; Eublepharidae. Gene Ontology annotation, molecular function: ubiquitin-like protein conjugating enzyme binding; ubiquitin protein ligase activity. Gene Ontology annotation, biological process: ubiquitin-dependent protein catabolic process.
AGGCCGUGAAGGACGAGGAGAUAGACCAAUCGCUGUACAGCAGGCGUUUCCAGCAGCCCUCCUGUGGCUCAAGUGAGGGCGGAAGAUGGCGGCGGCCGGGACGGGUCCGGGAGAACCGGACGGGGGGUCCGAGGGGUCAAAUCGCGACCGGAGCGCCUUUGAGUGCAAUAUCUGUUUGGAGCCUGCAAGAGAAGCAGUCAUUGGCCUCUGCGGCCACUUAUAUUGCUGGCCUUGCCUCCACCAGUGGCUAGAAACACGGCCUGAGCGCCAGGAGUGUCCCGUCUGCAAGGCAGGAAUCAGCCGUGACAAAGUCAUCCCUCUCUAUGGUCGUGGUAGCUCUGCCCAGCAGGACCCCAGGUUGAAGACUCCUCCCCGGCCACGGGGGCAGCGCCCGGAGCCCGAGUCUCGAGGGGGCAUGGGCGGCUUCCCCGAUGCAGCCACUGGCUUCCAUAUGGCAUUUGGCAUUGGCGCAUUCCCCUUUGGGUUUUUUGCUACCGGUUACAGUGCCCCGGGAGAAAGAGCAGAAGCAGACGCUGUCAGAGCAUCCAGCUGGCAAGAUUCUCUGUUUCUCUUCAUUGCCAUCUUCUUUUUCUUCUGGCUGCUGAGCAUCUGAUUGGACACUUGCCGGACUUGCCCUAUACUUAAAAGACUUCAGAACUGGAUAGGAGGGCUUGGACAUUGGUUGGGGAGGGCGAGGGUGGAAUUGUUUCCAGGCUGCACAGACUGGGCAGGAGGGCUCAAAACUAUGGGGUGAAGGUGCGACUUGGGGGUGAUGCUUCUCUGUUAACCAUUCCCUCUCCCUCCCCACGUGCGUCUUACAAAAGAAUUAAAGGAUGUAAUAGGACUAAUUUGACGAUUGUGCUGAAGGGGAGGGAGGGGGGAAGUUCUGCAACUUAGUUGGGUUGGGGCUCUCAGAAUUAUCAUACAGAACUGAUUUUUCUAAGGGGCUAAAUCAAAGAGGUUUGGAAGUGGCUGAUGGCUGGUGGUUGUCUGCCUGAGAGCCGACUCUGACUCUCGGCAGGCUGCUUUUUGACUCACCAAAUACUGCGCUGCUCAUCCGCUGCUUUUUGCACAUCUGCAAGGGUGGUGUGGGCAUGUGCCAUCUUGGUUGAUUGGCACUACAGGUGAUUCAGAAUUGAGAGAGAGCGUGUAGGCUGAUGUGCAGUUUUUCUUAAUCUCUGCAUUCCUUGGUUGACUUUUUUCCCUCCACCUUCGUUCAUGGCUUAUAAUCCUGUCCUUCACUAGAGUCGGCGCUGUGCAGAAAUUGAGAGUGCCUUGGCUCUGUCUGCAAGCUUUUACAACCUAGUGAAACAUGAGGGAUAGGAGCUUGGAAAAGAAGGAGUGUGUGGAGAAUGUCCCCUUACUUGCCUUCAAAGAUGGGACAUAAAAGCAUUAUGUCCCAAAAUGCAUGCAGAAAAGAAACGAUGCAAAAGCAGACACUCAGUGGAGGGGAGCAGUUAUUGGAGGUGCCCCCAAUGUUAGCAUCUCUUGAUCCCACCACUAGACUGGAAAUUGGUUUGGCAUGCCUUGAUAUCGGGGGGCCACACACACACCGGCCCCAAUGUGGCAAGAGAGAAGUCCCUUCAUGGCUUGUUCUGUGGAGUAUGAGAAUUAGUCUGUUUUUGCCAAGACGCUAGCUAGUUGAGCUAAAGCAAUAAUCGCAGGGCGAUUGGCUGUAUUUUGCUUAUGGGAGGAGGGGGGAUCAUGGUCAGGAAGGAACAUCACUGAUUUAGGGGGGUCGUGGCAGGUUGAAGGACAUCCUUAGCUUGAAUAACAGUAUUUCAUGGUCCAGAAAUCUCUGUGAAAAUGCAAAAUUUUUUUGACUGACCAAGCAGAGACUUGGUGUAAAUUUAACCAAUACUGUAAUUAAAUUAACCCACAAUUCUUA